AUGGCGGAAGACCGCGCUCACGCCGACGCCGCCGCGGCCUCGGACGGCGAGCAGAACCCGCCCCCGGCCCCGCCCAACACGCCUAACUCCCCGAAGCCAGACGCGCCCGACCACCCGGAGCCGGACACGCCCGACUACCCGAAGUCGGAGCCGCAGCCGCAGCCGCAGCCGUCAAGUGACGGCGAAACCGCAGCCCCGGCCGCGCCCGCGGGCUCCGCCGAUCCGCGGGCGCCGCCGGGCGCGUACCCGAGCGGCGGCGACAGCGGCGAGGCAGACGGGGUGUUCCCGAUGGACCUGGACGAGGAAGAGGCGGCGUUCCUGACGGACCUGGACGCGCUGGAGGCGACGCUGUCGGCGUCGCGCACGCGCAGCGCGUACGCGAGCCUGUCGCUCUCGCCGACCACCGCCGCCUCCGGCCGUCAGCCGCGCGUCCCGGCCCCCUUUCCCGACUGGAUCGCCGCCGCCGACUUCGUCGAGGCCCACGCGCGCAUGCCCCGCGGCACGCGGUACUACCGCAGCAGCCGCUGCCGGAGCGAGAGCGAGGGCAAGGCCGACGAGGCCGGCCCGACAGGCGCGGACCCGCCGGUCUGA
Molecule: messenger RNA, 591 nt
Organism: Durotheca rogersii
Lineage: Eukaryota; Fungi; Ascomycota; Sordariomycetes; Xylariales; Xylariaceae
Exons: 1
Coding region: 1-591 (196 amino acids)
Source: RefSeq, a predicted model, not a curated record